UGUACAGAGUGGUGGUAUGUACAGUUUUGUAUUUCACAACUUCAGUUUCUUUCAAUAUCGCAAUAUUAAUAUUUCGGUUUACCAUAUAUAUAUUGAUAACCAAAUCAAUUAUAAUAAUAUAUACAAGCUAUAAAUUUUGUAUAGCAUAAAUGUCAAUCAAUAUAUUUUUUUAUUAUUUCACAAAUGAUAAAAAAUAUACUUUUGUAGACUAUGAUCAAAUUAUGCUAAAUGUGUAAGUACCAUGUUUCAUUCAAUAUGCUUACAUCUUCGAAGGUGAUAAAAAUUGACCUGAUGCAUAGAAGACACGAGAUUCAAAUAUACGUGCUAAAAUCAUUUUUAUUAAAAUAGUCUCUUAAUUUUCUAAAACAUGUCUACAGUUUAGUGUUUCGUUAUUGUAUUUGUUAUUAUUACGUACUUAUUUAGGGGAUAGGUGAUAUAGGUUGGUGGCCAUGAAAUGCUGAACCAGUCUGCUUUUCUACAUGCGUGGAAAUUAACAUAACUGUUCUAUUUAAUUACAAGGUCUCGUCUGCAAUUUAAUCGACUUUUAAUAACAAAGACGAGAUUCUUGUCUGUGCUCCGACAUUGUACACGGACGUGUUGUACGAGGACCUCAUUUAUGAUAUAAAUACUAUUUCCAUCAUACAAAUAUAUGCACUGCGUGUAUUUGUUGUUGCUAAAUUAUAUUAGAAACUCAUAAUAGAAAUGAAGUACUAUUAAGCCUGAUGUCUUGAAUUAUCGGUAACGUCGGUUAAUAAGAAAUGUGUAAUGCCAGUUUAAGUCGAUAUGUUCAGUAGCUCUAUACGAGUCCUCUGGUGGUAUUAAUUAGAGACUCUUCACAUUGAAAAGUGCGGCCGGAAAAGAUUUCUCUUUCAUCUCUAUGAAUAUUUUGUGUCGUGGUAAUGGUUUAAGCUGAUUUUGAUUUUCGUUAUUUAAAAAUAUAUAUUUACUUCUUUCUUUAUGUAUCAUUUCCCGCAUAUUGUACACAAUGUCGAUUGAAAUUGAGUCCGCUGAUGUAAUUCGUUUAAUACAACAGUACCUUAAAGAAUCUAAUCUUGUCAAAACAUUACAAACACUACAGGAAGAAACUGGUGUGUCGUUGAAUACAGUGGAUAGUGUAGAUGGUUUUGUAGCAGAUAUAAAUAAUGGACAUUGGGAUACAGUAUUAAAAGCGAUACAGUCUUUAAAAUUGCCAGACAAAAAACUUAUUGACUUAUAUGAACAGGUUGUCUUAGAAUUAAUUGAGCUACGAGAGCUAGGUGCAGCCAGAUCAUUGUUACGUCAAACAGAUCCAAUGAUUAUGAUGAAACAACAAGAACCUGAACGAUAUAUCCAUUUAGAAAAUUUACUUGCCCGCUCAUAUUUUGAUCCACGUGAAGCAUACCCUGACGGCAGUACAAAGGAAAAACGAAGAGCUUACAUCGCUACAGCACUUGCUGGUGAAGUAUCUGUAGUACCUUCGAGUAGAUUACUCGCAUUAUUAGGACAAGCGUUAAAAUGGCAGCAACAUCAGGGUUUACUUCCACCUGGUACUACAAUAGAUUUGUUCAGAGGAAAAGCAGCUGUACGAGAUCAGGAAGAAGAAAAAUAUCCUACACAACUUUCCAAACAAAUUAAAUUUGGACAAAAAUCUCAUGUAGAAUGUGCACGCUUUUCACCAGAUGGUCAAUAUUUAGUUACUGGUUCCGUUGAUGGAUUUAUUGAAGUCUGGAAUUUCACAACUGGCAAAAUUAGGAAAGAUUUAAAAUAUCAAGCACAAGAUAAUUUCAUGAUGAUGGAACAAGCAGUAUUAUCAAUGUCUUUUAGUCGUGAUAGUGAAAUGUUGGCUGGCGGUGGGCAAGACGGAAAAAUAAAAGUAUGGAGAGUGCAAAGUGGACAGUGUUUAAGAAGAUUUGAAAAAGCUCACUCAAAAGGUGUUACAUGUCUUCAAUUUAGUAGGGAUAAUAGUCAAAUUUUAUCUGCAUCGUUUGAUACUACUAUAAGGAUACAUGGUCUUAAAUCCGGAAAAACGUUAAAAGAAUUUCGAGGACAUUCAUCUUUUGUGAAUGAGGUUGUCUUUGCACCAGAUGGACAUGGUAUAAUAAGUGCAUCAUCAGAUGGAACUGUAAAAAUUUGGAGUUUAAAAACAACGGAAUGUAUAGGCACGUACAAAUCUUUAGGUGCUGCAGACUUAACUGUUAAUAGUAUACACCUUUUACCUCGAAAUCCUGAACAUUUUGUCGUGUGUAAUCGCUCAAAUACAGUAGUUAUUAUGAACAUGCAAGGCCAAAUUGUAAGAUCAUUCUCUAGUGGUAAAAGAGAGGGAGGUGACUUUGUGUGUACAGUUGUAAGUCCACGUGGUGAAUUUAUUUAUUGUGUUGGUGAAGACCUUGUACUUUAUUGUUUCUCUACGUCUUCAGGAAAACUUGAAAGAACUCUCAAUAUACAUGAAAAGGAUGUAAUUGGUUUAACACAUCAUCCUCAUCAAAAUCUUUUAUGUUCUUAUAGCGAAGAUGGUCUUUUAAAAUUGUGGAAACCUUAAAUCUAUUAUUAUACCAUUUCUUUUAUGUUAAUCACUUUAGUUGGCUAUUUUUUAUCACACUAAUUAGGUUGUGUUCGCAUAAUACAAAAUUAUUAGUUUUACCGUGUAAUACCGAUUACAUGAUGAUAAAACUAUUUUAUAUGAAGAAAUUUAUUUCGCUGUUUGAAAUAGAAUUUAAAAAAUCAAUAUGUUCUUAAUUUUAUUAAAUUUUGUAUUAUGCCAAGAUCCGAAUUAGUGCGAAGAAUUGAGUCUUCAUAAGUGUAUGAGCUGUCAGUUCUUUAAUAGUUUAUACAAUUAGAGACAAAGAAAGGGGCUAGAAUUAAACCGUUUAUUCCAAGAAUUUAAACAAUGCGACACACAUUGGUUAUCAAAAUUGAAAUAUAAACUAAUCUUUCGCUAUUAAUGACUUAAUACCUUUAUGUCGAGAAGGACGAGUUGCACCGAUUAAUGCAUUAAGAAAUAUAUAAUUCCAUUUUAAGAAACCAAGUUUUCUAUCAUCAAUAAUUUCCAAGAUAUUCAUAUGAAUCAAUUUAAAUCAGACAUCCUAAAGAGAUUUUUGAGAUUUUGACCUAUGUUUACUAAAGUUUAUCUGCUUAGCAUAGUGUAUUGCAUGUACUAUAUAAAUAUUAAAUGGUUUUUUUAAAGCUUUGUAUAUAUAAAUAUAAAUAUAUAUUAUAUAAUAUUAAUGUGUAGUACAAUAAAGGUUUUGUACUUUGAUUUUUUUGGUAAAUUUUGUUCAAUGGUAUAUAAUAUAACUUAAAAUUUGUAUUUAUUGUAUUCAUAUAAAAACGUACAUAAUGAAAUUGACAUCAUAAUACUGUUAUAACAUAAGUAAGUACGUUAUUGUGCUAACGAUAAUUUACUUAAUUUUGUAUGACAAUAAACGUAUAUAUAUAUAUAUUCAGAUUUGCCUUAAAAUAUUACAUACAAUAAAAUAAAAAUAUAAUUAAAAUUUUUGUAAUGCUUUUGAAAUAUGUGUAUACUAUUCUAUUUAUCUACGUGAAUUAGUUUGAAACCCCUUUUUUUAAUUCAAUGUAACAUUCGUGUAAUUGUUACCAAAUACCAUAUAAUAUAAAAUAUUUAUUUUACUAACUUAUUAUUUCUAUAUUCGUUGCAUUUUAUGAAGUAACUGUAACUGUUAUCAAUAUGGAAUUUGUACCACAAUGAUUUGAUAUCACUAUAUUUUAAAGUAAUAUCAAAUACACUUUAGAUGUUUAAUGUACGUGUCUGCUUAAACAACGUGCUGUUCUUCAAACACAUUGAUCUGUUCGACACAGUAUAUAAACUAUAAUAUUAUACAUUUACAUUAUACGCUAUAAAAUAUAAGGAAGAACAGAAAAUAAAAGAAUGUCCUACAUGAACUAUUAUAACCAUUUGAAUACAUACAAAACAAAAUAAAGCAUGUAGUUUAUUCGCAUAGAUUUAUAAACAAGUUUAUAAUAAUAUCUGUACACUUGUCCUUCAAUUUAUGCAGAGUAUCCGUUUCACGUGGAUUCGUUUUACACGAAUGAAAAUCGCGCAGAUAAAGUCUGUAAAUACAAAAGAAAAGAUAUUGAAAAUAAAAGCUAGUAUAUAUAAAUUUUAAUUUAUAUUUUCUGACCGCGUAAAUUGAGGGACGGGUGUACAUGUAUGUACCCAUUGUAAUGUUAAAUCCCCAUCGAGUUACCGAUUGUAGGAUAAAUCCCGAAUGAACAACAAUUUGGUUAACAACAAACAAUUUAUUAAAUAACAACAAUAACAACUACACUAAUAGUAUUUAU
This is a messenger RNA of Nomia melanderi (Alkali bee), 4278 nucleotides long. RefSeq names its product Smu1 spliceosomal factor (gene Smu1). The record is from RefSeq and is a predicted model, not a curated record. Gene Ontology annotation, molecular function: protein binding. Lineage: Eukaryota; Metazoa; Arthropoda; Insecta; Hymenoptera; Halictidae. Gene Ontology annotation, biological process: mRNA splicing, via spliceosome.